AGCUGAGCGAACCAGUGCACCGCGCUCAUCAAUAGACACACGGAUAAAGACAAGGCUAUGUAAUACGCUUUGGCUAGUGGAUAUUUACAAUUGUUAUAAAGUAGCCUAACGUGAUAUGCGUUUUUUUUUUUUGGGAUGAGAGAGGAUAUUGUUUUUGCGACGGAGUGGCUUUGCGCGUCAAGAUACCUUAUGCACUGGAAUGUUAUCGAGUAAAUUACUUCGAUUUGACUUGUGAGAAAGUGAAACGCAUGAGCCUUUAUAGCCUACGUAUGCUUUCAAGUUCAUAGCCCGCGAAUACCGGUCGCGUUAGACGUUUGUUGUAUUUCACUAGAGCAAAUUUAACCACGGUAUCCAAUUUUGGCAGUAUACUGUAAUAGCUGCUGCUUGUCUGCCAAAAGAUGACGGAAAACAAUGAGAAGGAGAAUGAACCGCAACACCGGGACCUCCAACGUUGCCCGAGCACUGUGCCUAUUCAGCCCGAAUCAAAGCUGCAGCGACUAAAGCGCUCCUUGUCCUUCAAGUCAGUGAUGCGCAGCAAGAGUGUGGACAACUUCUUCCAGCGCCCCAGCAACGGGGAAGUCCGCCUGCCCUCUGGGAUCAUCCACGAGCCUCCGCUGACCUCCUCGCCACCACCCUUCGGGGAAACGCCCCUGACCUGCGAGCGCUCACCCUCCCUCUCCCCUUCGCUCAGCCCCAACCCCUCGCUUUCGUCCCACUCGCCCUCCCUCAGUCCCUCCCUCUCCCUGACCUCCAAAGCCCAGCUCCAGGCCCGGCUAGUGAAGACCCACUGUUUCCAGGAGCACGUCUUCCGCCGGCCCACCUGCUGCCAGCAAUGCAAACACGUGAUCCAGGGGAACUCCAAGCAGGGUCUGCGCUGUAAAGCCUGUAAGCUGGGCACCCACCUCUGGUGCUCCUCUGAGCUGUCCCAACAGCCCUGCACAGGAAAGACGGGGGCCUUUAAACGAAACUUCAGCUCCCCUCUCUUGACUAACGAUAUGUUAGGGGUGGUCAAGGAAGCUCUACCAUCGCAAGAGUCUGAUAAAGGGGGAGUUGACCCUGUGUAUGAGGCUCUGCGUUAUGGGACGUCGCUGGCACAGAUGAGUCGCUCUAGCUUCGGAAGCAUCACUGAGUCCCCCAUUCAUAAGGUGGAGAGAGUAGGGGAGGGACUGGAAACACAACCAAUCGUUGAGGAGGAGUUUGUCCCAGAGACUGAGACUCUCAAUCCUCCUGAAAGUGAGGCUGAUUCAGAGGACAGGGUCAGUCUGAAGACUCCAAAGCGCAUCGACGUCCACUCUGUACACACCUACGUGGCUCUGUACAAGUUCAUCCCUCAGGAGAAGAAUGAUCUGGAGUUGCAACCUGGCGAUCGAGUGCAAGUAACUGAUGACUCCAAUGAGGACUGGUGGAAGGGGAAAAGCAAAGACAAGCUGGGUUUCUUCCCCGCCAACUUUGUACAGAGAGUGCGCCCAGGUGAGCGUGUGUGGAAGGUUACGGGUGGUUUCCAUGGUGACCGUGACAGAGGGCAGAUGACUGUGAAAGAGGCUCAGAUCUGUGUGGGGAAGAACGAAGAGUUGGACGGUUUCCUAAAGCUGAGCAGUGGGAAAAAGAGAGGUCUAGUCCCUUCCAAGUACCUUCUGGAGAUAUGACUUCCGUCAAAGAAGGGAAUUCUCUGUGUCCCGACCCUCGUUCUGCCCUGAAGACCACCCUCUAUCAGGAGCGCUUCCCUAACACCUCACUGACUGCCAACUCCCUGGAUGUGGAAAUGGACCCUCCCACCAACACCAGAAAACAUAGAGAGGGAGGGAGAAUAUGGUGGACACUGGCCAGGAUCAAAUUGGUUUCACUGCUUUGCUUGGAGUGGUGGAAUAAUUUAGAGAGAAAGGAGGGGGGAGGGCUUCUGUUGAGCUAGCUGCUUUACCUGUGGUGUACCCUCACACUCUUUUACCUGUUCUCUCUCUCUCACACACACACACACACACACACACACACACACACACACAC
This is a messenger RNA of Salmo salar (Atlantic salmon), 2001 nucleotides long. RefSeq names its product SH3 and cysteine-rich domain-containing protein 2. NCBI's taxonomy places the organism in Eukaryota, Metazoa, Chordata, Actinopteri, Salmoniformes, Salmonidae. The record is from RefSeq and is a predicted model, not a curated record. Gene Ontology annotation, biological process: positive regulation of voltage-gated calcium channel activity; skeletal muscle contraction; positive regulation of protein localization to plasma membrane. Gene Ontology annotation, molecular function: protein binding.